This is a messenger RNA of Gadus chalcogrammus (walleye pollock), 1822 nucleotides long. Its product is annotated as caM kinase-like vesicle-associated protein. Bases 128 to 1381 code for a protein of 417 amino acids. Gene Ontology annotation, biological process: peptidyl-serine phosphorylation. The transcript is spliced from 11 exons. Gene Ontology annotation, cellular component: intracellular anatomical structure. The record is from RefSeq and is a predicted model, not a curated record. Gene Ontology annotation, molecular function: ATP binding; calmodulin binding; calcium/calmodulin-dependent protein kinase activity. Lineage: Eukaryota; Metazoa; Chordata; Actinopteri; Gadiformes; Gadidae.
UGUAGCCAUCUCGAGAGAUCCGUCUAUCAAGUAGCCUAUACGGGAGAAGUUGAAGGAAACCACAUUUUGGAUAUUAUUCGCGUUUAUUCCAAGUGUGCACUUACUGAAGGCUAGGGCCGGAGCUGCCAUGCCAUUCGGUUGUCUGACACUUGGGGACAGGAAGGAUUACAAUAAUCCCUCAGAGGUGACCGACAAAUAUGACCUGGGACAGAUUGUUAAAACUGAGGAGUUCUGUGAGAUAUUCCGGGCAAAGGACAGGAAUACCCUCAAAAUGUACACCUGUAAAAAGUUCCUUAAAAAGGAUGGAAGAAAAGUAAGGAAAGCUGCCAAAAAUGAGAUUACGAUCUUGAAGAUGGUUAAACAUCACAACAUACUCCAGCUGGUCGAUACCUUUGAAACUAAGAAAGAAUACUUUCUCUUUGUGGAAAUCGCUACCGGCAGAGAGGUGUUUGACUGGAUCCUGGACCAAGGCUAUUACUCCGAGAGGGACACCAGUAAUGUCGUGAGGCAGGUGUUGGAAGCUGUGGCCUACCUUCACUCUUUGAAAGUAGUCCACAGGAACCUCAAGCUGGAGAAUUUGGUGUACUUCAAUCGUCUGAAGCACUCAAAAAUUGUCAUCAGUGACUUUCAAUUAGCAAAGAUGGAAAAUGGACUCAUUAAAGACCCAUGUGGUACUCCAGAAUAUCUUGCUCCUGAAGUGGUUGGGCGGCAGAGGUAUGGAAGGCCUGUUGACUGCUGGGCCAUUGGCGUCAUUAUCUAUAUACUUUUGUCAGGAAACCCUCCGUUCUAUAACGACGCUGAAGAGGAGGAGUAUGACAACCGCGACAAGAGCCUCUUCCUGAAGAUCCUGUCAGGGGACUAUGAAUUUGAUUCCCCCUACUGGGAUGACAUUUCAGACUCUGCCAAAAAUCUAGUGGCAUCUUUGUUGGAAGUGGAUCAAGACCAGCGAUUAACCGCACAGGAGGCUAUUGGUCAUGAAUGGAUAUCUGGGAACGCAGCCUCUGAUAAGAAUAUCAAGGAUGGAGUAUGUGCACAAAUAGAAAAGAACUUUGCUAAAGCCAAGUGGAAGAAAGCUGUACGGGUGACCACCCUGAUGAAGAGACUCCGAGCCCCAGAGCAGGGGGAAUCCGGAGCCUCCAGCCCCACCCCAGGGGCUGCGGCGGGACCCCUCACCUCAAACAGCGGGCCCGCUCCUCCCACCUCCGCCCCAGGGACCGCCUCCAGCAGCACGGAGCAGGCUUCCGCUAAGGAACAGGUUCCAGACACAGACACUGGCGUCAUCCAGGCACCCGCCGUGACGGCCGCACGUGACGAGGAGGAGGCCGGGGAGAGACGCAACGGGGAGACACCAGCACAAACUCUGGGAGACAAGACUGCUUAACCCAGCAGCAAGACGAGGAUGUUUGUUUAUCGAAAGACCCACAACAUGAUCAUUUAAUGUAUAAGCGAUUCGAUUCUUGCCUUCAUUCAUGUUUCUUUCAAGUGCAGCCGUAUAGGCCUAUGUUCAAGCGAAACAUUUUGGCCUUUUGCAAUCUGUGUAGGCCCACAAAAUGUUUUUUCUCAGUAUUAUUCCGACCCGCACAUGGUGUCUCAUGUUGGUUUCUCUUUGACAGGCAGUCUAAAAGGUGGCUCUAAUAUACAGUAGCUGAACAUGUUAUUGUUUCGUUUUCUGUAGGUCUUUUGUUGAAACUCUUAGCUGCUGAAAUAUUUAAAAAAGGAUCCUGUGACGUUUACCUGUGUCUUGUUUUGUUUUUUACUAAAGAUUUUGAUCAUUUCAUUGGGGGAUCUAAUACAGCUGAUGUUGAUGUUUUGUCCUGUAGCU